Durio zibethinus is the source of this 456-nucleotide messenger RNA. RefSeq lists its product as uncharacterized. Lineage: Eukaryota; Viridiplantae; Streptophyta; Magnoliopsida; Malvales; Malvaceae. The record is from RefSeq and is a predicted model, not a curated record.
AUGGAAUCUGCUAUUUCAACAUUACCCCAAGUGCAGGGGCAGCAGCAAGGAGAUAUAGGGAGCAGCCAAGCAGCAGCAGCAGCAGCAGCAACAGCAGCAAGCAGUUCGUCUUCGUCGUCAGGGUCUAUAGGCCCAUUCUUUGCGGUUAUCUCAGUUCUCACGGUUCUUGCAAUAGUUUCUUGCGUUGUGGGAAGGAUUUGUAUCCGACGUCGGACGGCCGUGCCGGUGACACCAUUGGAUACUAUCAAGGAUGGAGGGUGCUUGGGAUGGUUGAAACGAAAGUGUCGACAUUGCAUGGCUGGUGAGAUGGAGGUUGGAGCCAAGGUCAUGUCUUUUGGUGACGAUAAAAAUAACAAUGCCCAUCGACCUCAAGAAAUAGAGGAUUUGACAACUUAUCAUCGGGAGCUUUUGUUUAUGUCACCCGGCAAAGCUUUCAAUAGGAUGCAAGGUGGGUGA